AUGGAGAGGACGAAUAAUGUGUCGGAGUUCAUCCUCCUGGGCCUGACUCAAAAUAUGGAGCUUCAGAAAUUUUCAUUUGUCGUGUUUUUAAUGGUCUACUUGGUCACCUUGGCAGGGAACCUGGUCAUCAUGAUCACCAUCAGCACCAGCAAGGCCCUGGGAUCCCCAAUGUACUUCUUCCUGUCUUACUUAUCCCUUUUAGAUAGCUGUUGCUCUUCCUCCAUGACCCCUAAAAUGCUGGCUGACACCCUUACUGUGAGAAAGAUUAUCUCUUUUAGGGGAUGUAUGACUCAGGUCUUUGCCGAGCAUCUUUUUGGUGCUGCUGAGAUUAUCCUUCUCACGGUGAUGGCCUAUGACCGCUAUGUGGCCAUCUGCAAACCCUUGCACUACAUGACCAUCAUGAGCCGACAGGUGUGUAACCUUCUUAUAGGAGUGGCUUGGGCUGGAGCCUUUAUCCAUGCGACCAUUCAGCUCCUCUUCACGGUCUGGCUGCCUUUCUGUGGCCCCAAUGUCAUAGAUCACUUCAUGUGCGACUUGAACCCUUUGUUGAAACUAGUCUGCAUGGACACUCACACCCUUGGUCUUUUUGUUGCGGCCAAUAGUGGGCUCAUCUGCUUGUUAAACAUCCUGUGUUUGAUGGUCUCCUACGUCGUGAUCCUGCACUCCCUAAGGACCUACAGCUUGGAGGGGAGACGCAAAGCCCUCUCUACCUGUGCUUCUCACAUCUCCGUGGUCAUUUUAUUCUUUGUGCCCUGCAUAUUUGUGUAUCUGCGUCCAGUGAGAACCUUUUCCAUUGAUAAAGUUGUGGCUGUGUUUUAUACCAUGAUAACACCUAUGUUGAACCCUUUAAUCUACACUCUCCGAAAUGCAGAAGUGAAAAAUGCUAUGAAGCAGCUUUGGAUCAAAAGGUGA
Molecule: messenger RNA, 912 nt
Organism: Sus scrofa (pig)
Lineage: Eukaryota; Metazoa; Chordata; Mammalia; Artiodactyla; Suidae
Product: olfactory receptor 4C12-like
Biological process (GO): G protein-coupled receptor signaling pathway
Cellular component (GO): membrane
Molecular function (GO): G protein-coupled receptor activity; olfactory receptor activity
Source: RefSeq, a predicted model, not a curated record